Messenger RNA from Nicotiana tabacum (common tobacco), 909 nucleotides. RefSeq lists its product as uncharacterized. NCBI's taxonomy places the organism in Eukaryota, Viridiplantae, Streptophyta, Magnoliopsida, Solanales, Solanaceae. The record is from RefSeq and is a predicted model, not a curated record.
AUGAGGGCAAGCUUGAAAGCUGCAUUUAAUGUAAAUGUUAGUGAAUCUAAGUGCAAAAGGGCAAAGAAAAUAAUUUUGGAGAAACUUGAAGAUAGUUUUUCAGAUGAAUAUAAUAAGCUUGUUGCCUAUACCAAUGAACUGAAACUUAGCAAUCCUGGGAGUGAUGUGAUAAUUAACUUAUCAAAAGAUGCUCUUGAAGAAGGCAAAAGGAGGUUUUUAAGGAUGUAUAUUUGUUUUCAAGCAAUGAAGUUUGGGUUUAAGAAUGGUUUGAGACCUUUCAUUGGAUUGGAUGGAACAUUUUUAAAAGGGAAAGCCAAAGGUCAGCUCUUGGUGGUUGUUGAUCAAGAUUCUGCCAAUCAUUUUUAUCUAUUGGCUUGGGCUAUUAUUGAUAAAGAAACAAAACUUACUUGGAAGUGGUUCUUAGGUCACAUGCAGACUUCACUAGACCUCAAAAUGGGUAAAGGGAUCACAUUUAUAUCAGAUAUGCAAAAGGGAUUGAUUGACUCAAUCCAAACUGUUCUUCCUGAGUCACACUUCAGAUUCUAUAUAAAGAGUAUGAGUCAAGUAGAGCAUGAUGGAAAGGAAGCUGUUGAGGAUUUGUUAAAGUAUCCACCAAAAUGUUGGAGUAUGGCAUUCUUUGAUACUGUUUGCAAGAACCAGUCUGUGGACAAAAACUUGACUGAGUCAUUCAUUGCAUGGAUCUUGCAAGCAAGGCACAAGCCAAUCAUUAAGAUGCUUGAGGAUAUUGGAAUCAAGGUGAUGAACAUGAUAAAUGAACACGAAGCUGAGGUGAUGACAUGGGGAAAUGAGUACAGUCCCAAAACCAUGGAGUUGUACAACCAAUUCAUGAGGAUUGCAUUGAAGUGUCAUAUUAAUGGCAAUGCAGACAAUGGACAUGAGGUGACUUAA